Messenger RNA from Anoplopoma fimbria (sablefish), 6262 nucleotides. It is a transcript of the gene cdk12, whose product is annotated as cyclin-dependent kinase 12. Gene Ontology annotation, cellular component: nucleus; cyclin/CDK positive transcription elongation factor complex. Gene Ontology annotation, biological process: positive regulation of transcription elongation by RNA polymerase II; protein phosphorylation; transcription elongation by RNA polymerase II. Gene Ontology annotation, molecular function: cyclin-dependent protein serine/threonine kinase activity; ATP binding; RNA polymerase II CTD heptapeptide repeat kinase activity. NCBI's taxonomy places the organism in Eukaryota, Metazoa, Chordata, Actinopteri, Perciformes, Anoplopomatidae. The record is from RefSeq and is a predicted model, not a curated record.
CAACCAAGAUUGACAGCGUUCCGGUUUCCGGUUCAUUCUGCUGUGCGAAGUUGCUAGUCACAGGAGCCACAAUGGCGUUUGUAGUCUCCUUCAGAUAGGGCUGUGGAUGAUAUUAAAUCCACUAGCAUCGCCCUAAAUAUAGGCCUGGUUGAUUCCCAGAGCCAUUGAUAAUAAACUGGAACAUCUAUUGCACACGACAAUACUAUGAUUUCUAAUCAAUAUUGACUUUAUAGGGGAUAAAACUUACAUUAAAGGGAACAUGUAAACAGAACCAACCGGGUCAAGUUUUCAUUUUGUUCGAGAAACGAGCGUCUUUUAAUGAAGGCAUUUGCUUGUUUCUGAAUGCUAAGGUCGUAAUUCUGUGGAAUAAAAGCACCUUUACUUAACUUGGCACCGGACAAGGACACCUUUCACAAAGGGGACUUUUUCUUUUUUACGAGUCAGCUCGCUAGCCGCCGAGCAUUAGCUAGCGGUGCUAGCUAAAUUGAGCCGGAGACGACAACACAAUGCUCCGAUCAUUGGUUGGGAUCUUUUUCAUUCACUGACUAUUUCCAAACACACACCCUCCAGUACUGGAGAACCACCCUGGCGUUUCUCUGCGUCGGCGAGCGGUGCUGGCGACCUCAGCGGAAUGAAUCGGCUGUGAGGAGGACUGGACGGGAGCGGCCUGGUGUGUUGGUUUUGUUUAUUUUCUCGCUGUGUUCUGCUUAGUAACUUAAUAUUUUGGUCCGGGGUUUGGAGGACCUCUACUGUGCCCCUGUGAAUGAAUUGCCCGGACCACCGAGGCCCAGUCGAAGCCGAGGUACCGACGCCAGCGUGAGGGAUGCCUGGGUCGGACCGACACCAUGGGACCAAGAGGAAGUCGGACUCUAGCAGUGUGCUGCACCAGACCCAGGCCUCGACCCAUACCUCUGCGGGAGACAAGGCCGGCAAGGACGGCAAGGUGCAGUUAAAAUCUUCAAUGUCCUCUUGCAAACGCAAACGGCAUAAAUCAACCAAACAUAAUCGGGAAUUCUCGGCGGCACCGGGAACCGACGAUUACACCCUCGGCGACACGGCGCCACCUGGCGUGCACACGGUGAAGCCUCUGGUGGAGUACGACGAUAUCAGCUCCGACUCGGACACUUUUUCAGACCCGCCGUCCUCCAGGCCUUCUGAGGGGGGCGGGGACCGGCUGGAGCCCUCACCGGACUACGAGAGGGGCGACGUCGGGGUAGAAGCCGGCGGUGGCGAGAACAGCGGCCACAGACACUACCGGAAAAAGUCCAAGGACCCCAAUAAAGUUAGAGACUCUGGGAACGGAGAACGUGGGUACAAGAAAAAGAAUAGCAAAGACCGCGAGAAGGGGAUUUCUGUGAAGAGCAAGGAGAAGGCUGCGACCUCAGGCCCCUCAUCCAAACGCCAGGUUCAGCCGGAGAGUGACUCUAAACGCGGGGAGCUGAUGCUCUCCACACAGGUACAGCCUGCAGCCAGUGUAGGCAGCACCACGUCCUCCACAUCCUCAUCUCGCAGCAAGGAGAGCAGCCGCUCAGGGAAAACCCGCAAAGACAAACAACAACGCAGAGAGGGCCGAGGGGAGGGCAGCCGCAGCUCCUCCCAGAGGAACCGAGCAGACAGAGGCCAUCGCAAGUCCUCCAAGAGCCACAAGUCGAGCCCUAAGGGCAAGGCCGCGAUUAGGGGAAGCCCUCGCAGGAAGGGCACCAGCUCUGCUCUCUCGCCCAGUCCCAGGAGAGGGGCUGGCAGCGAGAGUCCACAGGCCAGUGGGUAUGGGCAGCAGCAGGAUGACAGCUACUCCAGAAGGAGGGUGGCCCAGCAGAGCCCCAGUCCUUACGGGGAUGUGUCCCGCCGCAGCAGGCAGAGAUCCGACAGCCCCUACGGCAGCAGACACAGGUCCUCCAGCUAUGAGAGGGACAGCAGCCCCUACUCAAGGAGACGCUCCAACAGCCCCUAUGGCGCCCGCAGGUCCUCCAGCACCAGCCCCAUGUCACGCCGCUCUGGCCGCUCCAGGAGUCGUUCCCCUCUGCACUACUCGUCUUCUCGUCGCUCCGCUUCUCGUUCCCGUAGCAAGAGGCAUACUUCCUCUGCUGCAAUGGGGGCCAGUUCCCACAGCAGCCGACCAACUAGCCGCUCCCCUCCCUCCUCCCGCCUGCCACUUAACUCCAGCCUGGGAGCAGAGCUGACCCGCAGGAAGAAGGAACGGCAGGCUGCUGAGGCGGCUGCCCGUGCGAGUGGUGGUGCUUCCACUCCUCCGCCGGCGCCGGCACGUAAAUCUGCGGGCUCCUCCUCCUUACGGCCCACUAAAGCCGCAGCGCCACAACCAGAAAGAGACUCGGCAGCGGCAGAACCUCUGCCCCCACCACCUGUGCCGUUACCCCAGGAUGCUCCCAGUGGUGAAGAUUCGGUUACUGCACCUCUACCUUCUUCUUCCACCUGUUCUCCUGCGCCUCCUCAGCCCUCUCCUCCUGUGCCACCGGCUCCAGCCACACAGGUUCCACCACUGCCACCUCAGGCAGAAACAAGUAUCCAGCCUCCUGCACCCUCAUCCACAUCCCAGGCCUUAUCGCCAGCUCCGCUUCCUCCACGCAGCCCUGUCCGUCAGAUGUCGCUCCACAAGACGUCAACUCUUCCUCUCCUGCCUUUACCACCUGCACUGCUGGGAAACGCUCAGGACAGUCCAAAGAAGUCCACCCCUCCUCAAAGGCCAUCCAGGAAGGAGCGGGAGGUCCGCAGCCGGCCAUCACUCAUCGACCUUCCUUUACCGCCCACCCUUCCUGGAGGUGACUCCUCACCCCCACAGUCCCCCAUCCACCAGGCACCACCGCUACCCCAGGCAGUCCUUAAGAAGAGACCAAAGAUUUGCUGCCCGCGAUAUGGGGAGCGCAAACAUACCCAGAGUGACUGGGGCAAACGCUGUGUAGAUAAAUUUGAUAUAAUUGGCAUCAUAGGAGAAGGCACCUACGGCCAAGUGUACAAGGCCAAGGACAAAGACACUGGUGAACUGGUGGCUUUGAAGAAGGUGCGUUUGGACAAUGAAAAGGAAGGUUUCCCCAUCACAGCCAUUAGAGAGAUCAAGAUCUUGCGGCAGCUCAAGCACCGCAGUGUUGUCAACAUGAAGGAGAUAGUCACUGACAAGCAGGAUGCACUGGACUUUAAAAAGGACAAAGGUGCGUUUUACCUGGUGUUUGAGUACAUGGACCACGACCUGAUGGGCCUGCUGGAGUCAGGCCUGGUCCAGUUCUCCCAUGAGCACGUCCGCAGCUUCAUGCGCCAGCUGAUGGAGGGUCUGGACUACUGCCACAAGAACAAUUUCCUGCACAGAGACAUCAAAUGCUCCAACAUAUUGCUCAACAACAGAGGUCAGAUCAAACUGGCAGACUUUGGUUUGGCUCGGCUUUACAGUUCAGAGGAAAGUCGGCCGUACACUAAUAAAGUAAUCACACUAUGGUAUCGCCCCCCUGAACUCCUGCUGGGAGAGGAGAGAUACUCUCCAGCCAUUGAUGUAUGGAGCUGUGGGUGUAUUCUGGGAGAGCUCUUUACCAAGAAGCCCAUCUUCCAGGCUAACCAGGAGCUUCUCCAGCUGGAGCUCAUCAGCCGUCUGUGCGGGAGCCCCUGUCCUGCAGCCUGGCCUGACGUCAUUAAACUUCCCCUCUUCAACACCAUGAAACCCAAGAAGCAGUACAGACGGCGGCUGCGGGAGGAGUUUGCCUUUUUACCUACCCCUGCCCUGGACUUGCUGGACCGAAUGCUGACCCUCGACCCUGCACGGCGCUGCACAGCGGAGCACGCUCUCAGCAGUGACUUUCUGAGUAACGUUGAGCCCAACAAGAUGCCACCGCCAGAUCUUCCUCACCAUCAGGACUGCCACGAGCUGUGGAGUAAGAAGCGACGACGUGCACGUCAGAGCGGGGUGCCCGAGGAUGUGCCUGUGCCCAAAGUGCCCCGCAAGGAUGCGACUGGGACCUCCAGUGGAGAGAACAGCCGGCCCCAAGCCAGCCCGGCUGGAGCCCCACCGCCUCCACCAGGAAAACCUCCCUCCACAGCCAACUUAGAGAGUGAGUUGUCAGGCCUUGGAGUUGCUGCAGAGCAGUUGAACCAGACAGAGCUGGCGGUGCUGCUUAACCUCCUCCAGGGGCAGACGGACCUCAGCCUGCCCCAGGUGGCUCAGCUUCUCAACCUCUCCAAACCAGAGACACUGAGCCAGUCGUUGUCCGCCCUCAGUGAAGCCUCUGACCACCAGGGGGCACCAGAGGACCAGGCCCAGUCGGCUGCCAGGUCCCAGCCCCCAGAGCCGCCUCCUGAACCCCAGGAACUCUCACCGGCAUCCGGAGACCCACCACUCAGCCAGGAAGACCAGGCCAACCUGCUGGCCCUCAUUUUGGGCCACAUCAUUAAGCCACAAACCGAGGAGCAAGGCGAAGAGAGCAAUGGCGUCCAAUCAGAGGAGGGCCUAAUGCGCGGUUCGUCCGCCUCUACUACUGAUCGCAAGGAUGGUGCAACAUCAAAAAGGAAACGGCUUGGGGUCAACCAGGCGCCUCCAUCUGGUGAGCAGCGUCCACCCUCUCCACCCGGGCCACCUCCCUCAGCUCUCCUUGGAAAUGCCCAGCACGCUGGGUCUGAGACCCAACCCAGCCAGGACAUCAGCCCUGCCAUGGCUGCUGCCUUGCUCCAGCUCAUCUCUCAGCAGAACUCGGAAGCUGGGGACCCUCAGCGCAGCAAGGCCCCGUCUCCUGCUGUAGACGUCUUGGCCCGGGGAAAGCCCCCUCCACCCUGGGUUGCAGACUCCCCGCCGAAACCUACGGCUGCAGCUGAUACCCCAGCGGGACUGGGGACUGCUGCUCCUACCACUGCAGCGCAGUUCCCUAAGGACCAGGACCUCCGCUUUUCUCAUGGAGCUGCCCGCUGACCCUCAUUGCCCCUGGUGAGACAGACCUAGGUAUCUUGAGACGGCUGCAGUAAUCCUGGCAUGAAGGGAAGGCAUAGGAAGAAUGCAGAAGGACACGGGCAGAUUAUGACUCACUGGACCAUGAGCAGGUAGCUAAAGUUGAAUCAAAGAUUAUGAAAAUGAAUGUCUUAAAGAAAGAGAUGAAGGGCCUCCUCAGGUCAAGAUCAUCCCGCCCCCUGAACAAGCUGUUGUGUUGUGCUGGAGGGCGUGUUUGGACCUGGUGUCGAUCUGACCUCUAACAAUCCAUUAAGUGACUGUCACCGCCUGUAAUCCCUUGCUCUUUCCUGUACACUGAAGAACCUGACUUGAAUGAAGUUUAGCUUCCAAAUUGAGUGCCAUGCAGCUGACGCUCAACUUAGAAUGCAGCUGUGAUCAUUUUUUAUUUUAUUUUUAUUUUGCAAAAACAUAUGAUUGUCUUGUCCACUGCAGUGCCCACUUCUAAAAAAAAAACUAUCAGUGUUUUGGAGGAUGAAGGCCCGGUCAUCCACUCUGAUGGGGGGUGUUGGUGACUGUGCGAUGGAAUAUCCGCUGAAGCUGAAUAACCGUGUAUGGCUAUAUUUGAGGCAGAACACUGGAGCAACAUGAGUUUACCAUUGAACCCUUACAUGCUGGCUAGCUCCCUUGUUUUCAGCCUUGUGCCUCCGUUGUGACCCCAGCGACCUCUCAAGGAUCUUGGCCUAUCGGGGGAGUGUGGGUUAAGUUUCUGCUUUAGAUGGUACCUUCAACAAUGAACAUCAGCAGGACUGUACUUUUGUUUACCCAAAUGCUAUUCCAUAUUGUAUUCUGUCUGUUAUCAACUCAGCUAAAUUGCAAUGUGUUUUGGUCCACAUGAAGAUCUUUCUUUCUUUACAUACAGCAAACCUCUGUGUCCUAACAAGUCUAAGCCUGCAGUACAACUUUCCGUUCUCCAAUAUGGAUUUAACCACUACAUAAAAACGAACUGCUCCAUAAUACUCAAGCUAUUCUACUAGUUAAAAUAUAACACUAUUGAAACAUGUAAACACAGACAGAAACUGACUUUUCGGCUUUUCCUGGUGGGCUGUGAAAGCCUCUUCUAAUAUGUUAUUGCCUCUCUGCCAACUUGUGCAACAAAAGCUUUUUCUUUUUAGUUGCAAUUAUUUUCUACAUAAAGAAAAUGUUUCACGCUUAAAAAAAAAAAAGAAAAAAAAAUGGUCCAUGGUUCUGUUUCCUUGUUUUUUGUUUUUUGUUUUUGCUUUGGAAAAGGAAAGAGAGGAGAAAAUGGUUUGGUGUGUCUGUAAAAAGAAAAAACAAUAUUUUGUAAUAUGUGUUUUCUUGGUUCCGUUUAUUAAAAGAAGUAAU